This is a messenger RNA of Sycon ciliatum, 1450 nucleotides long. Its product is annotated as inosine triphosphate pyrophosphatase-like. Lineage: Eukaryota; Metazoa; Porifera; Calcarea; Leucosolenida; Sycettidae. Gene Ontology annotation, molecular function: nucleoside triphosphate diphosphatase activity. The record is from RefSeq and is a predicted model, not a curated record. The coding region runs from base 375 to 980 and encodes 201 amino acids. The transcript is spliced from 8 exons. Gene Ontology annotation, biological process: nucleoside triphosphate catabolic process. Gene Ontology annotation, cellular component: cytoplasm.
GAAAUAUUAAUUGGCGAAAAAAACAAAAGUCAAAAUCCGACAUUCUGUCCUCGUUUUUUUAUACCAGUUUUAUGUACAAGUAACAUUAAUUGUUUGUUCGAUCUCAUAAUUAUGAGGUCAUGGAUUGCAACGCCGUAGAUACGUCAUGUGACUCAUGAGUCACCCACGGCCACGUAUCCACGGAAACGGUAAAUGGCGUCCUGACUCUGAAGAUUUGUACUUGUACUUGUAGGAGCAAAUAUUUGUCAUUUUUGUGCAGGACACUAUCCACAAAGACUCCGGAAGUCUGUGCAAGCAGUGCAAGACGACAGGCUCGCAGAAACGUAUUCGAUUUUCACUCGUACUCUGGCUUUGGACAGGCGUGGAAAAACAAGAUGAGUCAAGCUGCAAAGCGAACUGUUACAUUUGUAACUGGAAAUCAACGAAAGCUUGAAGAGGUUGUUGCUAUCCUUGGAGAUUCGUUCCCUUUCAAGGUGAUAUCGAAGAAGUUAGAUUUGCCCGAGUUUCAAGGGGAGCCCGAUGACAUAUCACGUGAAAAAUGCCUGCUGGCAGCCAGUCAGAUUGAGGGUCCUGUGAUGGUUGAAGACACAUGCCUGUGUUUCAAUGCCCUCAAGGGUCUUCCGGGACCAUACAUAAAGUGGUUUCUGGAGAAACUCGGUCAUUCAGGUCUGAACAGUAUGCUAACUGGAUUUGAGGACAAGUCCGGAUAUGCACUUUGUACAUUUGCGUUUUCAGACAAGGAGAACAGUCCAGACGUGCUUCUUUUCAGAGGCAAGACCCCGGGUAGAAUCGUGGCAGCACGCGGUCCCAAUCAUUUUGGGUGGGAUCCUAUCUUCCAGCCAGAUGGAUUCGAGGAGACGUAUGCAGAGAUGGAUAAAGAUAUCAAGAACACAAUCUCCCAUCGAUAUCGAGCACUCCAAGCCCUGCGGGAGCAUUUCACUGCCGGCGAAACAGACGCAAAGAAGCCAAGAACCGAGUGACUGUGUGCUUGGGCGGCUAGACGCUGAUCUGCCCAUCGCUGUGACUGCGUAAUGACCUUGACCUUGACCUGAGGUUUGGCUAAGCUCACACUUGCGUGUGAUAUCAGCAUGCCGGGGCCACUGUGGCUCUGGUAAUCCCAGUGUUUAGCAUUGCUUUGGUUGCGUUGACAUCCCUACUUCCACUCAUAUUCCCGGCUGGCCGAGGUAUGAGCUUUGACCAUGACACGGAUCAUGUGACCUACAGAAUGAUCAAGAUAGACUUUCCUCCAUUGGCAUGAGAGGUAUGAGACAAAGGUGGGCUUGUCGGUAGACUUGCCACCAGCUGUUAAAGCAUGACACCUGUUGUGCCAUUGCGCGAUUCUUAUGUGUUCAUGUGUGUGGGUGCACUGGGCUGGUUUGCGGGCAACUUGAUCAGUAUACUGUCAGAACACUUGAUUCUCCCAUUCUUGUAGUGGUGGGAAUAUAGAUCA